Molecule: messenger RNA, 2744 nt
Organism: Lucilia cuprina (Australian sheep blowfly)
Lineage: Eukaryota; Metazoa; Arthropoda; Insecta; Diptera; Calliphoridae
Product: transmembrane protein 201 homolog
Exons: 4
Coding region: 185-2605 (806 amino acids)
Biological process (GO): nuclear migration along microtubule
Cellular component (GO): nuclear membrane
Molecular function (GO): lamin binding; actin filament binding
Source: RefSeq, a predicted model, not a curated record
ACAGCGUGCUUGUUGAAAAAACUACAAGUGACAGGCGUGCGGCGGCAUUUUUUAUACAUAAUUUUUUAAUUUACAAAAAUUUAAUUAAAUGAACUUUUAAGCAAAAAAGAAGUGCAAAUAAAAGCAAUAGUGAAAAAUAAAAAAGUGUUAAGUAAAUUUAUUGUUUUUAUACAAAGAGGAAAAUAUGAAUAACAAUGUUUUGCUCUCAUUGGCCAUGAGCAUAAUACCAAUGCUGGCCAUUGGUUUUGUGGUAUUAUUAGUAAUUUAUAAAAUUUAUAUUAAAAUACGUUCACGUUUCAACGUCACUGUCAACUGUUGGUUUUGUAAUCAAAACACUAAAGUGCCCUACUUAGAUGCGAAUAGUUGGACUUGCCCUUCUUGCGAACAGUAUAAUGGUUUCGACAAGGAUGGCGAUUAUAAUCGUGAAAUCUAUGAACAAUUAGACUGUAGCCGUAGUUCGGAACGUUUUAAUGUCUCCCAACCUUCAGCGUGUGCCAUUCAACAGACAUCCCAGAAUGGUUUUUGCGAGAUGUGUAAUGAGGCUCAACGUUUGAAAGUGGAGAAAUUGGCUCAAUUUGAGCCUAAGAAUGAAUCGCAUUGGGAUGAAGAACUGAAAGUUUACAAAGCCCAACUCGAGGAUCAAUAUCGUCUGUGCUCCACCUGUGAUCGUCAUCUCAAUAAAGUUUUGCGUGAGAAAAAGAAAAUGGUUUUAGGCUCUAAAUUUUUGGAUUUUAUCAUCAAAGGAGCUGAAACAUUAAAACAACCACAUCUAAAUCAAAUUCAACAUGCUAAUCAACAGAAAAGGAAACAAAGAUUACGUACACUUAUCACCGUACUAACCCUUAUCAAUUUAAGUUGUCUUAUUAGCUCAUUACCAUCACUAAACAAAGAACAUUUUACGCAAAUUUUAGGCGAAUCCUUAGGUCAUCAAAUAUUUUUAAUAACAUCACAUAUCAUAGCACUAACAAAGGUUAUGGGUUCCUAUUUCGCAACCAUCAAAGAGCAUGCGGUGGUAACGAAAAUAUCAUUAUUUUCACGUACACUCUUCAUGAUGAUUAUGUAUUCGUUGGGUCUUAAAGUUAGUCAUUUUAAUUUUUCCUCUUUAUAUAUAAGCAUAUGUCCAUUUGCUAUAUUGGCAUUGGCCUUUAUGCAUAAUGUUGUAGAUGGUUUUCGUUUGACAAGAUAUACAGCAAUGAUGGUGGUAUGGAGUUUAUUUGCUGGUGGUUUAAUAGAAGAAAAUUUGUUUUCUCUUACGCCGCAACUUUUAAUGUUCUUGACUUCUUUAUUAACUUGUUUAAUGGCCUACAGCUCUAAACCAGAACCUUCUCCCAAACUGCAUGACAACACUGCCAAUAGUUUUCAUAAAAUCUAUUCCGAAGAUUAUCUUAGUGAUGAGGAAACUAUGAGUAUGUUGAGUCAACAAUUGAACGGUAGUUGUGUUUCGAUGCGCAGUGUACGUUCUAACAGAUCCUUACGCGCUCCUUCUCCCUUAAUGCAUGCUAAUACUAAACGUUCCCCACGACUAACCAAAUCCCCACUAACCUCCUCCGCUUUUUCCCUACACCAACUGCCUCGCACACAACUAUCGCCCAACUCUAGUUUCCGUAGUUAUGCCGGAGAGGAGAAUCAAACUUUAAGAGGCAACUUUGCUACACCCAUGGCUAUGCCAGUAACAGCUCGUCCCGGUCUGUUUGCUUCCAAUUUAGAGCUGAAUUGUAGGGAAAGACCACAAUCCACCAUCUUUGGCAUGAAUGCUUCAGUGGCCAAUUCUACGGUGUUAAAUAAUUCCUUUUCCGAGAACAAUAAAUCACAUUUUGCCAACAGCACUCAUGCUAAUGAGGCUUCAUUUUAUACUGCCGCCAAUAAUACAGCAAAUACAUCAAUGUUUGUUAAUAACCAUACCUUUGUGGCUCCCAGUAGCCAUUCGGGUUUACACUCUCCCUUUUCUGUGUCCAGCAGUGCGGUUUAUCAUCAUCAGCAGCAGCCUCAUAAUCAAAGGACCAAUACUCAUCAUAAAUUACUUUCACCCACCAGAUUUAGUACAAAUAAUUUAACUUCUUCUAAUGCUUCCUGGUUGUCGGGUGGUUAUUUUAAUCAGCGACAGUCUAUGGCUGACAUACCAAGCACUGGCUUAAUUAUACCCACUGCACAGACACAAUCUCUUAUCACUCCCAUGGAGGAAUGUUUAUCUAGAUCUUCUUCUCAUUCAUCGGGGUUUGAGUCACAAAAUGGUCGUCUCAACGGCAACAAUAUGUCGCGUGAAAAUUCCUUAUGCCCUGACUUUAGUCUGGACUAUCAUCAGAGAACUUUAACACAUGAAAAUAUUAACAAUAGUUUCCAGCCUAUAGAUUCUCCCAGUUUGGGUGCUUUUUCUCCCCGCCCUUCUAUACUAUCCAAUCCUAAUCUAAACAGUUUUCCUCUAGAACAUACUGAUAUAUGGAAACAACCAAAUUUUACCCGCAAAUCCCAUAACAAUAAUACAAAUACAAAUUUUUCUAGAAAUUCUAUAGAUUCCUUUAAUUUACGUAAAAUCAAUGAGGAAUUGCCCUCCAUAAAAAGAGGUGAUUUAUUAAAGAAAUGGAAAGAAGGUCAAACCAUUUCAUAAACCUCCUCUAUAUCUUUUCUCACUCUAGUCUUUGUACACAAACCACUAUUACCUCUUUAAGACUCUUUUUUUAUUAUUAUUUUUAUUUUUAAUUAUGAUUUCAUUAUUAUUUUUUAUAUUUCUUAUGAUUUUAAUUUUA